AUGGAUAGUACAUCAGAUUCCGUUUCCGAAGGCCUAUCUUCACCGGAGCUAUUACAUCGUAGUAGUGGAGAAUCAUAUCAAACGAGUUCCAAGCUAAAAUUCUCCAUACAGAACAUUUUGAGACCAGAUUUCGGUAAGCAGCACGAGACAGUUCUAAAGCCAUGUGUAUCAACAACACCGGACAACAUGAAUACAGUAUUCCCAGCUUGGAUAUAUUGUACUCGGUAUUCCGAUCGACCGAGUUCAGGGCCAAGGUCACGACGAACGAAACGGAAAGAAACAAAUCUUAAUGACGACGAGAAGCGACCACGAACGGCAUUUACUGCUGAACAACUAGAACGGUUGAAACAACAGUUCAUGGAUAAUCGGUACCUGACAGAGAAACGGCGUCAGGAAUUAGCCCAUGAGCUUGGCCUAAAUGAAUCACAAAUCAAAAUAUGGUUCCAGCCCGCAAUUUCACCUCUAAGGAAAAUGGAUGAACUAAAUUUAAGAAAGACUGACAGUUUUGCAUAUGGAAGUACGGGGCAUAGAUUUGUGUCUCCAUACAAGCCUUGUAAUCAUUAA
Messenger RNA from Brugia malayi, 564 nucleotides. RefSeq lists its product as uncharacterized. The coding region runs from base 1 to 564 and encodes 187 amino acids. Gene Ontology annotation, cellular component: nucleus. Lineage: Eukaryota; Metazoa; Nematoda; Chromadorea; Rhabditida; Onchocercidae. Gene Ontology annotation, molecular function: RNA polymerase II cis-regulatory region sequence-specific DNA binding; DNA-binding transcription factor activity, RNA polymerase II-specific. The record is from RefSeq and is a predicted model, not a curated record. The transcript has 4 exons. Gene Ontology annotation, biological process: regulation of transcription by RNA polymerase II; multicellular organism development; neuron differentiation.